This is a messenger RNA of Babjeviella inositovora NRRL Y-12698, 439 nucleotides long. RefSeq lists its product as uncharacterized. NCBI's taxonomy places the organism in Eukaryota, Fungi, Ascomycota, Pichiomycetes, Serinales. The record is from RefSeq and is a predicted model, not a curated record. The transcript has a single exon. Bases 130 to 417 code for a protein of 95 amino acids.
GAUCUAGACUCGUGAAGUAGUGAAAUGGACAUGUUUGACCGUUCAACAUAUUUAUGACAGUCUAUUCCAGUGGGAACAUAUUAGCCCUAGACGACGCAUUCCCAAACAAGAGCCAGCUCAGCUGAGAACAUGUCACCUAUUUGGAAUACCUUUCCAGCAAUACGGGUCUGUGAAUAUCGUGAAAAGGUAUAUAUACUGGGUAUAUCUCCAUUUCUUUCCCUAUAUUUCCCUGAAUCAUCACCAAAAAUGAAGUUCUCCGCCCUUGCUGCUAUCUCUGCCUUCUUGGCCACUUCUGCUAUCACAAACCCAGUCGUUGUUGGCACGCCAGUUGCCCAUGCUGCCCCAGUCGCCGAAGCUAUUCCUGCUGCCGAACCGGAUGCAAGAAAGCGUAAAGGUCUCCACUUUAAAUUUUGGUAAGCCGUAUACACGUCAAUCCUGA